AUGGGAGAGGACGCAGCUGAACCCCCAACAUUUGAUAAACUGAUCGAGGUCCAGAUUGGAGAUGAGAAGCACAAAACAAUGUUCGUAGGGGCAUAUCUUCCCGCACACGAACGUGAUGGUUUGAACGCCGACGUUUUCGCAUGGAGUUUUGCUGAUAUGCCUGGGAUAAAUCCGAAUACAGCCUGCCACAUGCUAAAUAUCGAUGAGAAGUACCAUCCAGUUCGUCAGAAAAUCAGGAAUAUGGCGCAAAGAAAAAAAGAUGGAGUUACUGCAGAAGUCGAAAAGCUGUUGGAAGCAGGCUUUAUUCGAGCAGUGCAGUAUGCUCGCUGGCUGUCUAAUGUCGUACCCGUUCCAAAGAAGAAUGGUAAAAUUCGUGUGUGUAUCGGUUUUACUGAUUUGAAUAAAGCAUGUACGAGUGAUCCAUACCCGCUACCGCGGAUAAGAUAUUUGGUGGAUGCAACCUCAGGAGGAGUUUACUGCUAUACUGUAAUGUCUUUCGGGCUAAAGAACACAGGGGAGACCUAUCAGCAUUUGGUAGACCAUAUGUUCAAGGACCUGAUUGGGAAGACGAUGGAAGUAUAUAUCGACGAUAUGGUAGUGAAAUCUAAGCAAAAGGAGUCACAUUCUCUUGAUCUGCAUAAGACGUUUGAUAUCUUGAGGAAAGUUCCUUGGAUACUUGAAGACGCACAGAGGAAUCGAGGAAAAUCCGGAGCAAAUCAGAGCCAUCAGAGAGAUGCCAUCCUAAAGAACAAAGAAGGAGGUCUAGCGGGACGAUUAGCAACUUUAAAUCGUUUCAUUUCACGCUCGUCGGAUCGAUUUAAACCAUUCUUUGAUGUUUUGAAGAAAACAGUGAAUUUUGGUAGGACGGAUGAGUGCGAAAAAGCUUUCAAUGAGAUCAAACAGUAUUUAUCGACUCCCCUAGUUUUGGUGAGCCCAAAAACUGGACAACCUAUCGGAGUUUAUCUGGCUGCAACGGAGAACGCUGUAAGUGCAGUGCUGUUUUUUACGGAUCCAAAUGAAAAGCCUGUUUACUUCGUCUGUAAAUCUUUGACGGGGGCGGAAACACGGUACAAAAAUAUUGAGAAGAUAGCACUUUCACAGUUCCAUGCAUCUCGUCGCCUCAAACCUUAUUUCCAAGGGAGAACUGCAGAGAAGGGAUACGCCCUGGUUGCAUUUCUAGCAGAUUUUCCAGUGGAAGACGUAGAAACAGUUAUCGAAGAGGAAGAGGAGCUGUUGAGCAAACCCACAGAGUCAACCACUGGUCAGGCUAAGGGAGAGUUCGCGAUGGAGGUUGAUACACCUGAGCCGUUGUGGACCAUAUUUACUGAUGGGUCAUCAAAUAUUGGUGGAGCUGGAGUUGGAUGUGUCAUCCUUACUCCUGAAGAAGCAAUUAUCGGUUUAAAGUCUGUAAAACAGUUAGAUGCGAGGAACGUGAAGCUGGUAAUUGAUUCCAUGCUAGUAGUUAACCAGUUUUUGGGGACCUACGGAGCCAAGGAAGAAAGGAUAACCUUAUAUUUGGAUCAUACGAGAGAGCUGGCAAAUGAAUUCGACCAGUUCUCUAUUGGGCAGCGACCGCGGUUGGAAAACAUGCAUGCAGAUGCUUUAGCAUAUCUUUCUUCUGCAGUCGAUACUGAUACCACCCGUUUCGUUGUAGUGGAUUUCCAAGAAUUACCUAGCAUCUCCGACAGCCACUUUGUUCUGGCUAUCGAACACGCUAGUGGAGGCGAGAGGCAAACUACAUCAGUGCAGGGAGAUACCGAGAACGUUGACAGCAAUAUGGAUGUUGACAGUCUAGUGAUAGAUGAUUCAAGCAGUUCUGCUGAAAACACUUCAGACUGGCGUCAACUUUAUGUUCGGUAUUUGAAAACCAGUGGACUCCCAUAA
Molecule: messenger RNA, 1884 nt
Organism: Papaver somniferum (opium poppy)
Lineage: Eukaryota; Viridiplantae; Streptophyta; Magnoliopsida; Ranunculales; Papaveraceae
Exons: 5
Coding region: 1-1884 (627 amino acids)
Molecular function (GO): RNA-DNA hybrid ribonuclease activity; nucleic acid binding
Source: RefSeq, a predicted model, not a curated record